AUGGGAGUAAAUUUCAAGGACAUUCGGUAUGUUGUUCAUUAUGGCCCUCCUCGCUGUAUAGAAGAUUUCGUUCAGGAGAUUGGUCGUGCUGGUCGUGAUGGAGAAAAGGCUGUUUCAGCCCUCUUUUUCCAAGGGAAACACCUCAAGAAGUGCGACAAAGCAGUCAAAGCAUAUGUGAAAGUUAACACAUGUCUAAGAAACAUUGUGUUGGAAGACUUUGAAGAGAAAGUAACUAGUGGAAAUCAUACAUGCUGUCUGUCAUGCCAUCUUAACUGUCAUUGUAGUAGCGAGGAGAAGUGUGAAGUUGCUGUUCCUUUUCAACAUCAUACAAUCGUUUCUCUGCAAAGAAAUCAACAGGUGUGCCAAAAAGGAAGACAACCUUAGAACAACGCAAACUGCUUGAACAACUUCUACUGGAUAAACAGAGGAAACUGGCAGCAAAAUGUUCUUUUUAUUAUAUGUCAAGUGAAUGUACCACUGGGUUCAGUACCAACUUGAUAAAGUCAGUUUUGAAACACUGUAAAUACAUUUUUAAUGUAGAGUAUAUUAUGGACAACUUGCCUGUUUUUAAGUAA
Molecule: messenger RNA, 575 nt
Organism: Porites lobata
Lineage: Eukaryota; Metazoa; Cnidaria; Anthozoa; Scleractinia; Poritidae
Source: the annotation of a GenBank genome assembly